AUGAUCCAUGAAUUAGAUGAGGGGAGUUAUGCCAUCAUUCUUGGAACAAUUAAGAUGUUUGAAGAUAAUCAACAAUGGUACUACCCGGCUUGCAAGAACUGUAAGAGAAAGGUUCAUAAAAUGCCCAUUGAACAGGCCAAUGUUUUGGACCAUGUAGCUGAGAAUGAAUCUUGGGUAUGUACACAGGAGAAGUGCAAAAAACAAGUCAUAGUUGCUGAACCAAGUUUUAUGCUCAAAAUUCGAGUACAAGGCUUGGUGGGAGUAGUGACACUUACUCUGUUUGAUCGGGAUGUUAGAAGUAUUCUAAAAAUUUCAGCAUCAGAUUUGAUAGAAAAGUAUGAAAAGAUGGGUGAGACUGUUGCUUUUCCUGUUGAGAUCAAUGAACUUAUUGGUAGAAAAAUGGCUUUCAAAAUUAUAAACACUGAAACUGAGUCUGUUAAUGUCGUGGUCUCAGAUUUCAACUCUCAGGAUACAAUUGGUUUUAAGGGUUCUGCUUCCUUCGUUGCUGAUAAUACUCCUAUCUCUACUUUUCCAAAUACCAUUUCAAUGAGUCCAUCAACCAACCAUGACACCACUAGCCUGCUUUCACCAACUACCAAUGUGAAACGUAAACUUGUAGAUGUUUACGAUCUUGAAGAUACUGUUUGUGAGUCAUCAACAAAACCUUCUAAAAAAUCCAUUGGAAUCAAGGAAACUGUCGUGUCCACCCAACUAUUGAUUCCUAAAGUCGAGAAGUGA
Molecule: messenger RNA, 738 nt
Organism: Lactuca virosa
Lineage: Eukaryota; Viridiplantae; Streptophyta; Magnoliopsida; Asterales; Asteraceae
Source: the annotation of a GenBank genome assembly